AUGUCCGAACGUGAUGAUUCCAGCGCCGCCCCCGCUGCCGAGCCCGAGGCAACAUCGUCCAAUGGCGAGUACCGAGUGCCCACCAUCGGGGAAGCUGUGGGGGGCGGCGAAGACGCAGGGGCAGGGGACGAGUUCGCCGGAGCGGACGAGAUCACCGGGUCGAUGUGCAUGGUCUGCGGCGGCGACGGCACGACGCGGAUGCUCACGACGAAGAUCCCCUUCUUUCGGGAAGUUAUCCUCAGCUCCUUCGAGUGCGACGAUUGCCACUGGAGGAACAACGAGGUGGUAUUUGGAGGCGAGCUGCAGGAAAAAGGGUGCAUCUUCGAGCUCACGGUCAACAACGCCGAAGACCUUAACAGGCAGGUGAUCAAGUCGGACUUCGCCACAGUAACGUUCCGCGAGAUGGAGUUCCAGAUCCCGCCGAGGCAGCGGGGGGAGGUCACCACGGUUGAGGGGCUGCUGAGGACGGCCGCCGAGAAGCUUGGAGAGGCGCAGGAUCUCCGCAUGGAGAGGUCGCCCGAGGUCGGGGCCCAGAUCGCCGGGGUCAUCGCGCGGCUGGCGCUCAUGAGCACCGGAAUUGACUCUGAGCUUCCGUUCACCAUGGUGGUGGACGACCCGUCCGGCAACUCCUUCGUCGAAAACCCUUCCGCGCCGAACAAAGACCCCGCCCUUAAGACGUCACACUUCACGCGCACGGCCCAGCAGGACAUGUCUCUGGGUUUGCAGCCGUCCAACGAGGCGUUGGCAGCGGGGACCGUGGACGCUAGCUCCGCGGCGAGGCCCGCGCCGCGCGAGAUGGAGGGGACCGCGGCUCUGAUGGCCAGGAUCAUGAGCAAGGGCGUUGGCGCAAGUCAAGGCGACGGCAAGGCGGGGGAGGAGGAGGAGGGGGGGAGUUUCAUGCGUAGGGAGGCGGUGCGGUUGCCCGAUUGCUGCCCGGCCUGCGGAGCUCCGGGGCACUCGUUGACGUGCCUCGCCGAAAUUCCGCAUUUCAAGGAGGUCGUGAUCAUGGCCUUCAACUGCGAGUCGUGCGGCUUCAAGAGCUCGGAGGUCAAGGGUGGGGGAGCGAUCCCGCCGAAGGGCACGGCGUACACCCUGGAGGCCGUCUCGAAGGACGACUUCAGGAGAGACGUGCUCAAGUCGGACACCGCCGUGCUCGAGAUCCCCCAGCUCGAGCUCGUCAUGGAGAUGGGCACGCUCGGCAGCAUGUACACGACGGUGGAGGGUCUCCUCGAGAAGGCACGCACAAGCCUCGUGGAGGGAAACCCUUUUUUCAGCGGUGAUUCGGCCACGGCACACCACGGGAAGGAGAGCGACGUGCAGCGCAAGUUCCGGAUUUUCCUGGAGAGGUUUGGCGCAUUGAUCGCUGGCGAAUCCCUCCCGUUCACGCUGGUGGUGCGCGACCCCCUGGGUAACAGCUUCAUCGGAUCGUCCGAGCACGAGAACCCUGCCGACGACCCCCAGAUGACGGUGGAGUGGUUCGAGAGGACCUUCGAAGAAAAUGAGGAGUUGGGGCUGAACGACAUGAACACCGACGACUUCGAGACGCUCCCGGAGGGCUACGUCCGCCCCCCGGUCGCGCAGCCGGGGAGCUCAGGGGCACCGGGACAGGAGGGCGGGGGGGAGGGUGCGACACAUCUCAUCCCGCACCGGGUAGGAACCGACCAUCCCACGGCCUUCACGAAGGGGCAGGAGGAGGCGGAUGACACCGUUACCGACGGGGCAUUUGCUUCCCCAUGA
Molecule: messenger RNA, 1737 nt
Organism: Ectocarpus siliculosus
Lineage: Eukaryota; Phaeophyceae; Ectocarpales; Ectocarpaceae
Source: the annotation of a GenBank genome assembly